Messenger RNA from Paramecium octaurelia, 1604 nucleotides. The record is from the annotation of a GenBank genome assembly. Lineage: Eukaryota; Ciliophora; Oligohymenophorea; Peniculida; Parameciidae.
GUAGAAAUGUAAAAAUACCCAAGUUUGAAUCCAAGUUAGGAGUUUGAUAGAAGUAUAACAAUCACAAAUUUGAAAUUGAGUCAUUUGGAAUAUAAAAAUGUGGAGGGAAAGGUAGUAAUGUAGGUGUAUAUCAUAGAAUUUGUUUGAAAGAGUAAAGGGAUUUUAGAAUUUAGUGGGAUCUUUGAGAAAACAGAAAAUAAUUCUUUAUGAGAGAAGAAAUAUGUCUCCACCUGCUCAAGAAUGCUAUGGUACAGUAUAAGUUUAAAAAUAGGAAUGGACGAUUAUGGAGAUAUAUUUUAUGGAAUUAACUUCGCCUCUGCUGAUUACUUGGGAUUGUGUACAAAUGAAUAGGCAAAAGUAGUUUAACUUAAAAAUUAUUUUAGGAAGCCGCUGCCACUGCUGCUUAAGAGUACUCAGUGAAUUCUUGUGGAGCACCAUUGGCAUUUGGAGCAUCGAAAUAUUAUAUGUAGUUAAAAGAAGAGUUGAAGGAUUAUUGGGGAAUGAAUGAAGUAAUUCUUUACAGUGCAGGAUGGUUAGCAGGGUUUGGAGUGAUCAAAGGUUUGAUAAGGUAUUGGUAUACUGUAAUAAGUAGGCCCUAUGAUUUUGUGAUUAUGGAUGAAUUAUGCCAUAAUUGUCUUACUGAAGGAGCAUUUGCAGCCACAAAGAAUGUGUCAAGAGUUCCACAUUUAAGUUUGGAAGCAAUGGAGAAAAAACUAUCAGAAAUCAGAACUGCAAAUCCUGAUGCUUGUAUUCUAGUAGUAACAGAGGGUUUGUUUAGUAUGGAUAGUGAUUAUACUGAUUUGGUGGCUUUAUAAAAAUUGACAAUGAAAUAUGAGGCAUUUUUGUUAAUUGAUUGUGCUCACGACUUUGGAUGUAUGGGCAAAACAGGUAAUGAGUUAAAUUGAUAAAUGUAGGCAAGGGAAUGUUUGAAUUAUAAGGUCUAGAAGAUUUCUCUAAUGUAUUAUUAAUGUCUGGAGGAUCAAAAUGUUUAUCAACAAAUGUUGGUUGGGUUGCGUGCAAUUCAUUUGAAGUCAUUGAUUAUCUUAAGUUCUUCUCUUCAGCUUAUAUGUUCACUAACUCAGUGAAUCCAGUGUAAUGUGCUACUGCUCUAGCUCAAUUAAGAAUACUAAAAAGCGAAGUUGGAAAUAGAUUGAGAGUUAAAGUCUUGGAGAAUUAUCAUUAUAUGAAAAAGGAACUCAAUGCUAGAGGUUAUCAGAUAAUUGGUUAUCCAUCUCCAAUUUUGCCAUUGUUGAUAGGAAAUGAAUUAGUAUGUAGAGUAGUAACAAGAUUAAUGAUUGAUGAAGGAAUUCAUUGCAACGGAAUUGAAUAUCCUAUUGUUAGAAUGGGAUAGGCCAGAUUGAGAGUCAAUCUGUAACCAUAACAUACUAAAGAGUAUCAAUUCAUAUAUUGAUUUUAGACAUUUGGACACAUUCAUUGAAACUUUCCAUUUCUGCUUUGUUAAGGCUACAAAAAUUGUCUAAGAAUCUUUGGAAAAAUAUCAAUUGGCCUUGGAACAAUAGGAACAAGCAUAAGAAGCAAAAGAAAAUUAGAAUAAAGCUAAUUUCAAUGAUAACAGAAUGGAACUCAAAAAACCAAAUUUAUGA